AUGACUCGUAAUAUGUUACGUGUCCUGUUGAUUCUGAUUAGUUUGCUAUAUAUUGAGACAGAGGAGGAGCGCAACUUCUUCAUGGAUGUUACCAAUACAACUUGUGCAAAAUUUGGCAAACAACUUCGUUUUAUUGAAUGCGAAUCUUUCAAAUUUUGUUCCAGUCAUUAUGGUAUCAGUGUUAGAACAAUCUUCACUCGCGACAUGGGUAGAACUUUGAGUGGUCGUGUUUUGAUGAAAGGAACAUUAAGAAAAUCGAAUCGAACCAUAACCAUUUUGGAUAUACGAAUUCAUGCGUGCUCUGCUUUGAAGCAAAUGACCUCGAAUAUGUUUGUCAAGCGAAUAUUGAUUGCAUUCAAGAAAACCAAUAAUUUGCCCACAAAUUGCCCACUAAAAGCGAAUGUUUUGUAUAGAAUGGAUAACUUCUCGGUUUCGGAUACUUAUAUACCAACAUUUUGGCCACUUUUCAAUUUUACUUAUACAGUUGAGUUAUACGAUAGAAGUUACUUAUUUGCUAUGUGGGAAGUCAGUGGAGGCUUAGUUCCAAAAUCAUAA
Molecule: messenger RNA, 555 nt
Organism: Stomoxys calcitrans (stable fly)
Lineage: Eukaryota; Metazoa; Arthropoda; Insecta; Diptera; Muscidae
Exons: 3
Coding region: 1-555 (184 amino acids)
Source: RefSeq, a predicted model, not a curated record